Molecule: messenger RNA, 5073 nt
Organism: Poecilia latipinna (sailfin molly)
Lineage: Eukaryota; Metazoa; Chordata; Actinopteri; Cyprinodontiformes; Poeciliidae
Gene: sema3ab
Product: sema domain, immunoglobulin domain (Ig), short basic domain, secreted, (semaphorin) 3Ab
Exons: 16
Coding region: 10-2295 (761 amino acids)
Biological process (GO): semaphorin-plexin signaling pathway; neural crest cell migration; negative chemotaxis
Cellular component (GO): axon; glutamatergic synapse; plasma membrane
Molecular function (GO): chemorepellent activity; neuropilin binding; semaphorin receptor binding
Source: RefSeq, a predicted model, not a curated record
UCCACAGAGAUGUUGGAGACCAACAACCUUGUGACAUUUGAAGGCCUAGCUAACAGUUCGGGUUACCACACUCUCUUGUUGGAUGAGGAGAAAGGAAGGCUCCUGGUGGGAGCCAAGGACCACAUCUUUUCUUUUAACCUCCUCAACAUAAGCAAAGACAAAGCACAGAUUCCCUGGACUGCUUCUCCCACUAAAAGAGAUGAAUGCAAGUGGGCAGGGAAAAAUCUCCUGAGAGAGUGUGCACAUUUCAUCAAGGUACUGCAACCUUUCAACCAGAGCCACUUCUAUGUUUGUGGGACAGGAGCCUUCCACCCUGUAUGCUCCUAUCUGGAGGUGGGCAAGAAACCAGAGGAUGGUGUUUUCAGACUGGCGCCCCAUGUAGAAAAUGGCAGAGGGAAGAGUCCCUAUGACCCUAAGCUUCUCACCGCUUCAAGGCUAAUUGAUGGGGAGCUGUAUGCUGGAACAUCAGCCGACUUCAUGGGGCGGGACUUUGCCAUCUUUCGCACUCUUGGCAAGCAUCAUCCUAUCAGAACAGAGCAACACGACUCCAGGUGGCUAAAUGAUCCUAGAUUUGUAGGUGUCCAUCUGAUCCCAGAAAAUGACAAUCCAGAGGAUGACAAAAUCUACCUGUUCUUCAGAGAGAAUGCUAUGGAUGGAGAACAUGCUGGAAAAGCCACUUAUGCUCGCAUUGGACAGCUCUGCAAAAAUGACCUUGGGGGCCACAGGAGCCUAGUAAAUAAGUGGACAACUUUCUUGAAAGCCCGACUGAUUUGCUCUGUGCCGGGCAGUAAUGGGAUAGACACACAUUUUGAUGAACUACAGGACGUCUUUCUCAUAAGCACCAAGGAUCCUAAGAGCCCAGUAAUCUAUGGAGUAUUUACAACUUCCAGCAACGUCUUUAAAGGUUCAGCGGUGUGUAUGUACAGCAUGGCAGACAUAAGAAGAGCUUUCUUGGGUCCAUAUGCUCAUAGGGACGGACCCAGCUAUCAGUGGGUCCCCUUUCAGGGGCGUGUACCCUACCCCCGGCCCGGCACGUGCCCUAGCAAAACAUUUGGUGGAUUUGACACAACCAAGGACCUUCCUGACGAAGUGGUCACUUUUGCUAGAAGUCACCCAGCCAUGUUUAAUCCUGUCUAUCCAAUUAAUAAUAAACCAAUAAUAGUCAAAACAGAUGUAGACUACCAGUUCACUAAAAUGGUAGUGGAUAAGGUGGAAGCUGAAGAUGGCCUGUAUGAUGUUAUGUUCAUCGGCACAGACAUGGGAACAGUUCUGAAAGUUGUAGCCAUCCCAAGAAAUUCAUGGCAUGACCUGGAAGAAGUGUUAUUGGAAGAAAUGACUGUAUUCAGAGAACCAGUUGCAAUUACAGCCAUGGAACUUUCAACGAAACAGCAACAACUCUAUCUUGGAUCAGACAUCGGUGUGUCUCAGAUGCCUCUACACCGUUGUGAGGUUUAUGGAAAGGCCUGUGCUGAAUGCUGCUUGGCGAGGGACCCUUACUGUGCAUGGGAUGGCGCAGAAUGCUCCAGAUAUUUUCCAAUGGCAAAGAGGAGAACAAGAAGGCAAGAUAUCAGGAACGGAGACCCACUCACCCAGUGCUCAGAUCUGCAGCAACAAGAUGAACUCAGCGGACAGGCAACCAUCCUCGAUAGAACCGUCUAUGGUGUGGAAAAUAGCAGCACUUUCCUCGAAUGUGUGCCCAAGUCCCAGAGAGCCACUACAUACUGGCAGUAUCAGCGCUCCGCUGAUGACCACAAACAGGAAAUCAAGUCAGAGGAGCGUUUCGUUCGAACAGAACAAGGUCUUCUGAUCCGCACUCUUGACAAGAAGGAUUCAGGCGUCUAUCUGUGCCAGGCAGUGGAACAUGGCUUCAUGCAGAUAGUUUUAAAGGUUCACCUUGAAGUGAUUGACGCAGAGCGGCUGGAGGAUCUUUUGCAUCGCGAUGAAGAUACAGCUACCAUUGUCCCAGCUCAGGACUUUUCCUUGUCCAGAGAAACUCCCAGUCAAAAGCUUUGGUACAGGGACUUUCUGUCUUUAGUCAAUCACCCAACUCUCAAUAGUGUCGACGACUUCUGUGAUCAAGUUUGGAAAAGAGAGAGAAAGCACAAGCGACAGAAAGCUCACCAUGUCCAAAAAGUGCAAACACACCAUCAGCAGCAGCAGCAGCAGGCUGCACCGAGCUCUCACAACAACAUGCAUGCUCAAGGCCUGGCAUCCAAGUGGAAGCACCUUCAAGAACGACAGAAGGGUCGCAACCGCAGGACCCACGAACUGGAGCGAGCCCCUCGCAGUGUCUGACCCGUAACGGUUUGACUUUGACCACGACGCUUCAGAUCACUCCCGGAUCACAUUCUGUAUACCUGAAACUAUUUGUUUUUUGAAACAUACAUAUCCUACACACACUGAACAGAAAAUAAAUAAAUAAAUAAAUGCUGCUCUUAUCUGCAAACUAGUGUGAUCUAAGCGUGGGCAGUUUUGUUUACAGCCCACGGGGAAAAAAAAAAAGAAAAAAAAAAGGAUGCUGUUGUAUCAUCGAAGACCAUUGGAGCAUAUCAUCUCUGCUGGCCUCUGUGACAUGAACAAUGCAGAGCGGUAGGGCCACUCCGCACAAAACGAUGGACAAAUGUGCCCAUCCUGUAGACGUGACUGGCAAUGAGAUGUGGUCAUCGUAAUGUAGUUAGGUGAUGUUUCUAAGUUUGCAAAAUGCCUAAAAUAACUAAAACUAUAUACUGUAUUUUACCUCACGCAACAAUGAGACCGGGCGAAGUUGUUUAUGAGUAUGAGUGAACUUGCAAGUUCAUUACAUCAACAAGUUACACAGUUCAAAAAAUGCAAUGAGAAUUAAAGUGCAUUACAAAAGUAUUUAUACUCCUUAAAGUUUUUCACAUUUAGUCAUCACGUAAUCAAAACAUCUAUUUAUUUUAGUAGGCAUUCUUCUAAUGAAUAAAUAGUACUGCAUAAUGUGAAGUGUAAGAAAAAAGAUACAUGUUCUAAUAGGUUUUGUUCAAGGAAAGAUAUAUCUACUGCAUUUUGCUCCCAUGGGGAAGAAAUGUUGAAGGUCUCCUACAACAUUUUUUCCCUAUUCAUCCUAUUAAUGCCAGAUGCUGUGUGUUAUGUAUCUAAAAAUGUCCAGUUGUCCUGUUGACAUAUUCUCCCAUGAGCUGCUUAUCUCUGCAGCUCCUUCAAACAUAUCAUUGGCCUCUUUGCUGCUUUACUAAUUCACCCUCUUCUUCCCUGACCUAUUCAUUUGUGCAAACGGCCAUGUCUUUUUAGCUAUGCAGUUGGUGCCAUAAUCUCUAAAUCUUUUGGAUAAUGUAUAAAAUGUUGCAUACUCUAACUUUGCCUUAAUCAUUUACAUAACUUUAUUCCUGACUUGUCUGAUAUAUUUUUUGAUCUUCAUGUCUGUGCUCUAAUGUUAUCUACCUCUGAGUAAACCUCUGAGGCAUUUACAGAACUAUUGUAUUCACAUGAGAUAAAAUCAUACUAUCAAAUUUAACGCAGGAUAAACUUUUUAGGUUUACAUUUUUAAACAAAAUUAAAAUCAUGUAUCUUCUUCCUUGUACUUUUUCAUUCUGCUCUACUUACAAAAAGUGGUAAUGUGGUGAAUGUUGACACUUGUAGCGUCACAUAGCGAUGUGGAAAGGUUCAGUGAGUAUAAAUACUUUUCCAAGGUGAUUUAGCAAGCAGUUCAAUAAACAAUAAGUUUUGAAUUAGUCAGUGUUAAAUGCCUGAAAACUGCAACUGAAAAUCAUUGGUUAUCAUUGGUUCUCCAAUGCAACUCCUGUCAGCAUGUGUAAAUACUGUAUUCUAUAAUAAUCUUAUCAGAAGAAAGGGAAUGAAUUUCAAUUAUCUAGUUUGUGUUACUUGCCCAAAGUAGAAAUCUACUUAUAAAAAAAAUAGUUUGCAGAACAUUUGUAAACAGGAAAGUUUUGUACUCGUAUGUGUGUUUGUGUGUCCGUGCCCUAGAUAAGCUUCCUAGACAAAGAGAUUUUAUUAUUUUUCAUCUGAACCGUUCCAAUUUUAGCAUUUUGAAAGCCGCAUUGUCUCACUUUCCAAAAUGCUGAGCAGAGUUCUUCCAUGUUUAUUUAAUUAUUCUGUCAGUCUGCUUUGUUUCUGCACCCGUGCAUAUUUAAUGUUAAACAUUUCUGUACAUUGUGAUAUAUUAUAAGCAGGUAUUUCUUUUUUCUAACUUGUUUCUGGACCACUUAGGUAAAAAUAAAAAUAAAUUUUAUCACAUGUAGAAGAUGUUAAGCAUUUUAUUAGUUAUCACAUGCAUUAAAUAUCAAAUGCAUUGGGCAAUAUGCCAGUAUACUGUAAUGUACUUUUAACACAUCCAUAUUUUAUGCAGACAUUGCAGUGUAACACAGUACAUUCACUGCAUGUAGCAUAAUCAAAUUGACUAAAACCAUCACUGAACAGUGCACAAACACAAACCCUGAAUGUAACUGUGAAAAAUAAAAUACUAUGGUCUAUGUUAAUCAACUAUACCACUGUGUAGUAGUGCAUGUGAAUACUGGUGUAGUGUUCUUGUUCUACUAUAGCGAUGAUGAACUAGUCUAAUGUUGUCACCUUUAAGCUGUUUCUUGCUUAUGCUGUAGUACACAAUAGGAGCGAUUUGAAAAAAUGCCCUCCUGCUUCUGUUAAUACUCCAAGCAGUGUACAUGUUAUAAACAGGAACUCAACAAGAUUUCCCCAUGGAUCCCAGUCUCCACAUGCCAGCUUAUCUAACAAUGGACAAUGAUCAUUUUCGCUUUGCACAAACAUUGCCCUGUCAGAUGACUGCAACUCUGUGCAAGCUUCAUCCACGUUUGGAAGGAAGAUGAGAAGCCGCUGGAAGCGUCCUUGGGAGAUUUUUCAGUCUCAAAAUGAAUGAGACAAGCUGAACAGCAGAGUGGUGGAUGCGCGUGUGAUAAGAUUAUCGUUAUGAGGAGGAAAUAUAUGGGGCCUGUCAGAUGAACAGUGGGAGUGAGGAAAUUAAGUGCUGCUGUUGCUGAUUUUUGGCAUGAUGUAUUCUACUGAUGUAAUAAAUGUCUCUUCAUGAAAUGCUGCAUUCAUUAAAUCUGGUUUUGAUAGUUA